CGUAGCGAUAGGGCGCAGUUUAAUAGCGGGCAUUGAGGCGAUUUGAGACACUGACACAGUGAAUGAGAGGGAAAGCAACAGAUCGAAGUUAUGGCGAAGACAAUGACCAGAGGUACGAGGUUUGUUUUGUUUCUCCUUGCAGUGGCCACUUUCUCCGCACCCGUGCUUUCCGAUCUGAUCCUUGCCAAAGUUGAGCGUCGCAUUGAUUUGACCUCACAGAUUGUGCGCAUCACCACAACACUGAAGGUGGAGAAUACAGGAUCUGAUCCUGUGUCUGAGGUUUUGUUGACCUUUCCUGAUAACCAGGCAAAUCACUUGGCAUACUUGACAGUGACAGUUAAUGGAGGGAAAGGAAAAGGGAAAGCAUCUUCUGGGGGCAAUUUACCUGUUGGAGUUGUCCACCCUGAAGGCAUGCCUCCUUCCUUGACUACUUAUUCUGUAUCUUUACCCAAGGGGCUUGGGAAAGGUGACAGCUUAUUGUUGGAUGUGUUGGCUGUCUUUACCCACUCAUUGCGACCAAUUCCUGAGAAAAUUACUCAGUCUGAUAUACAGCUUGUGCUUUUCCAAGAAAGUGCUCACUAUCUUUCUCCAUAUGAUGUCAAGGUCCAAUCACUCAGCGUUAAAUUGCCUGAUGCAAGAAUAGAGUCUUAUACAAAGCUAGAAAAUACAAAAUUACAUGGUUCUGAAAUAAAAUAUGGACCUUAUGAGAAUCUCUCCCCAUUCUCAUACUUACCAAUAGUCAUACAUUUCGAGAGUAAUCAUCCCUUUGCUGUUGCCAAAGAGUUAAUCCGAGAAGUUGAGAUUUCCCACUGGGGCAAUGUACAGGUUACAGAGCAUUAUAGUCUUGUUCAUGCUGGUGCUCAAAGCAAAGGAGAAUUUUCUAGGCUUGACUAUCAGGCCCGGCCAUAUGUGAGAGGUGCAUCAGCUUUCAGGCGUCUUGUUGCAAGGUUGCCACCACGUGCUCAUUCUGUGUACUACAGGGAUGAAAUUGGCAACAUUUCAACUUCCAGUUUAUGGGGUGACUCAAAAAAGAUGGAACUCGAGAUUGAACCUAGAUAUCCAAUGUUUGGUGGCUGGAAGACCACUUUUACCAUUGGAUAUGGCCUGCCACUUGAGGACUUCUUAUUUGCAGUGGAUGGGAAACGUGUCCUAAAUAUCACUUUUGGUACACCUAUGAAAGAAUUAGUGAUUGAUAAUCUCUUUGUGAAGGUUGUUUUGCCUGAGGGUUCUAGUGGAAUCUCUGCAUCUGUUCCAUUUCCUGUGAAACAACGGCAGGAGACAAAAAUUUCCCACUUAGAUGUUGUUGGUAGACCUGUUGUUGUGCUGGAGAAGAGCAAUGUUGUGCCUGAGCAUAAUGUUCAUUUUCAGGUUUAUUACAAGUUCAGCUGUCUUUCUAUGCUUAGGAAGCCUCUGAUGUUGAUUGCUGGGUUUUUCUUUCUAUUUGUUACCUGUGUUGUCUACAUGCAUGUAGAUUUGUCAAUCUCUAAGUCAUCUCCUACUUAUUUGGCAAAGCUUCAAUGGGAGGAGGUGCAAACAAAUAUCCAGCAGCUGUGUAACAUCAUUAACCGUUGCUUGACAACAAAUGACAAGCUAGAAGCAUCUUUACGGGACCUUUCUAGGACAGGAGAUGUUCAAGCUUGUAAAACAACUCGAAAAUCAGUGGAUAACUUGCUGAAAGAGUUAUCUAAAGAGUUGAAGCCACUGUUGACAUUUUUGCAAUCUGCUCCACAAGCAGCUCACAUAGCACCCAAGGUUGAGGAAUUAAUUGCAAAGGAGAGGGAGUUGCAAGAGAGGCUAAUGGCAAAACACUCGACUGUUGUAGACUGCUAUGAGAAAAAGUUAGGGGGUCGGGAAAUUGAAAAUCGGAUUUCAUCACAUCAGCAGAAAAUUACAGCUUUAAGGCAAGAGGUUGAUGAUCUCUUGGAGUUUAUUGACGAGAUUUGAUCAUGACUAGACUCCCCGAUUAUGAAAAUGCUGUACUUGGGUUAGAAUGUUUUAUUUAGUGCAUCAUGUAAUAGAAGUUCGGACUUGAAUCAUAUGGAUAAAUCGCACUUUUUGUUUUGUUAGACUUAAAUUGAGUCUUACAUUACGGGAUGCUUGAAACUCUACAAUAAAUGUGACACCUUAUUGAGUCU
This is a messenger RNA of Neltuma alba, 2135 nucleotides long. Its product is annotated as dolichyl-diphosphooligosaccharide--protein glycosyltransferase subunit 1A. Bases 91 to 1944 code for a protein of 617 amino acids. The transcript has 10 exons. The record is from RefSeq and is a predicted model, not a curated record. NCBI's taxonomy places the organism in Eukaryota, Viridiplantae, Streptophyta, Magnoliopsida, Fabales, Fabaceae. Gene Ontology annotation, cellular component: oligosaccharyltransferase complex; membrane.